AUGGCCACACGAGGAAAGCGACCGUCAUUUGAGCAACUGCCUCUACACCCGGAUGACCCUCCAUUCUCUGCAUGGGGGCUCUACGGACCCGAAGAUAAUCUCGGUACUCUUAACAUGAUCGUUCCUGAGACAGUGGUAGAAGCCGCAAAGGAAAUCAAAACUGGUGUUCGCAUCGGGCUUGAUUUACCUAUGGAUUUCCUUGCUCGACCUUCGCACAAUCGUCUUCGACUCACGCACACACUUGUCCGCAAAGAUCCGCGCCUUGUACACGACGAUUGCGUAUCUUUCAAUACCCAGAUUUCAAACCAGUGGGACGGCUUUAGGCAUUAUGGCUACCAAAAAGAACGAAUUUUUUACGGCGGCGUAAAGACCGAAGAAAUUUCCUGGCCUGGUAUCUCAAACGAAACUGGGGAGAGGGCAUGGUAUCAGGGGCCAUCUAUGACUCCUAGACUGGGCAUACACCAUUGGUGCAGACAAGGUAUCAUGGGUCGAGGGGUGCUGCUAGACUAUCUGCGGUGGGCUCAAGCAAACGGGAAAGGCUACGAUCUGAUGGGCGACCACGCUAUCUCGGUAGACGACUUGCAGGCAUGUGCAGACGCUGAAAAUGUUGAGCUGAGAAUUGGCGACAUUCUGUUUGUACGCUCAGGGUGGACAGUGGGAUACACUGCGCUUACCGAAGAUGAAAAAGUCCGAUAUAGCUAUGCGGAGCCUACUGUACUGGUAGGGCUCGAAACAUCUGUCAAGACAGCCAAGUGGUUGUGGGACGGAAGCUUUAGUGCCUGUGGAGGAGAUUCUCCCGGAUGGGAAAAAUGGCCAGCUCUUCCAGGAGAGGGUGAAGUUGGGGGCAUUGGCAAAUACCGGCUGCACGAAGUGCUCUUGAAUGGAUGGGGGAUGCCAAUUGCGGAAAUGCUCGACCUCGAAGACCUGAGUAAGGAGUGUGAAAGACUGAACAGGUGGAGCUUCUUCUUCGGUUCUAUGCCAAACAAUAUAGUGGGGGGUGUAGCAAGUCCUUGUAAUGCAUUUGCUGUCAUGUAG
Parastagonospora nodorum SN15 is the source of this 1035-nucleotide messenger RNA. RefSeq lists its product as hypothetical. The record is from RefSeq and is a predicted model, not a curated record. The transcript has 2 exons. Gene Ontology annotation, molecular function: arylformamidase activity. The coding region runs from base 1 to 1035 and encodes 344 amino acids. NCBI's taxonomy places the organism in Eukaryota, Fungi, Ascomycota, Dothideomycetes, Pleosporales, Phaeosphaeriaceae.